AAGCUCAGCCUCUAUGUAUUAUUCCUAUUAGAGCUAUACACCAUGCUAUAAUAUGGGCUCUGGGCCGCUGCGGCACUGUGGAAUCGUUCACACGUGUAAUCAAGGCGGAACAGGCUGCUCACAACUGCUGAGGUCAGGAGAUCUGCCACUCGGUGUCAUCUGGGGCACAUCACAAGCAGCAGGAACCUACCGGGACUCCACCAAACUGCAGAUUUAGCUUUUAAAGGGUGAAGAAAAGGCAGAACAUUUCCUGGAUGAAAGCCUGCUGCAGUUCUCCUCAACCUGUCCAGCAGAACCAUCUGCAGUCCCAGAUCAGAACCUGCAUGGAUGAAAGCCUGGAGAAGAACCGGCUAUCCUCCAAGAUCCCACCCAGAGAGAACAAGGUCUGAAUACCCUGCACACCUGGUACCUGCAGCACCUUGGAUGGACCCAAGGGCGUUAGAGGCAUCUUAAUUUUAGGAGAACAGGGAUGAAUUGAUAUCUGAAAUGUUCUAAAUAUCAAGUAGUAUCCUCUUUCACAAGGGCGGCACACCGAACAGUGAUAAAUCAUGGGGACUGUCCUCUCAGUGUCCCCAAGCUACCGCAAGGCAGGACUCUUUGAAGGGAGCUCAAGUGUAGCCCAUUAUACUGCCGUCCAGAACAGCAAGAAUGGAAAAUCUCUGAAGAGACAUUCCUUUAUCUCCGUCUUGCCCUGGAAGAGGCUUGUGGCUGUCUCAUCCAAGAAGAGACAGCCGAAGAAGGGUCAAACCAAUGGUAGUUACCAGAAUAAUGUUACUCAUCUCAACAAUGAGAAUCUGAAAAAGUCUUUGUCUCCUUCAAAUCCAUCAAGCUUCACACAUGAUUCUAGAGAUUCCAUUACUAAAGACUCUGUUUCCUCUGGUUGCAAAUCCGUCCAACAGCAGCAAGUGCACUCGUCUCCGAAGCGAGUGGUGGUGCAGGCAUCCACGAGCGAGCUGCUAAGAUGUUUAGGGGAGUUUUUGUGUCGAAGGUGUUACAAACUCAAGCAUCUUUCCCCUACAGAGCCCAUACUGUGGCUAAGAAGUGUUGACAGAUCUCUUCUGCUCCAAGGGUGGCAAGAUCAGGGUUUUAUCACCCCAGCCAAUAUAGUCUUUCUUUACAUGCUGUGUCGAGAUGUUAUAUCUUCUGAGUUGAACAGUGAACAAGAACUUCAGGCAUCUUUGUUAACUUGCGUCUAUCUCUCAUAUUCCUACAUGGGCAAUGAGAUCUCCUACCCACUAAAGCCCUUCCUUGUAGAGAGCUCAAAGGAGGCCUUUUGGGACCGUUGCCUUUCUGUCAUUGGACUGAUGAGCCCAAAGAUGCUGCGCAUCAAUGCUGACCCCCAGUAUUUCACUCAAAUCUUUGCUGACCUAAAAGCUGAAGGUGUACAAGAAGAGAAGAACCGACUGUUGAUUGGGUUGGACCGGUGAACUACAAGGACUGGCAGAGAUGGAGAAGGGACUGUGUUGGGGUCAUAUUGAGAUAAGGCUAUUUAGCUUAGUUUUGUGUUUCGAAGGAAAGACAGAAAAAGACAGUCUCUUAUAUUGUGUUACUGCUUGACUGGUCUCAAGCAGGAAUAGGUCUACACAUUGCAAUGCUCUGCAGGAUGAGUAAAAUGGAUAAGCAUUGCUGGCAUAUUAGAGGUACAGCAAGUCUCGUCAUCUGUGUUCCUGCCUUUGUAAUCCACAUCUUGCUAGGUCUCUAGCUAUCGCCUAGUGAAAUUUUAGUCACCAACUGCUGGCAUAAAAGCUCCAGACCAGUUGUUUUGUGCCUAUAAUGCCAGGCAGGGCAGGAUUAGCAUGAACUCUAGAACUAUUUAGGUCACAGUAGGAACUGUAAAUGGUUGCACUCACAAGAGUAAGGCAGCUUAACACUCCGCUUCCUAAAGCUUGUAGACAGAAAGAUACCUAGAAACCCUACACCAAGUCCUGUAGAUGUAUCCAUAUGCUGUGCUAAACCAGUUAAGAGUCUAUGAAAUUGGGAUACCCAGUUGACUCGACGGUCUGAGGAACAGGGUUGACACUGCUCUGUACUUAACAACUUAGGAAAAACUUGGUUUAGCCUUUAUAGUUUUGCUUAUGGAUAGAUACUUGGCUUGGCUAUUUUCCCUUGUCAUAUUCCAAGCCCUGUUAAAAAGUUACAGACUUAUGGGGAGCCACUCCCAGAAAAUGGUUCUUUCCCUGGGAGAUACCUCUUUGCAUAUAUUUUCCCAUGGAGCAUUGCCAACAGGUCUCCAUACACAGCUGGUCUCUUUAUGGAGAAUUGAAAGAGUAAGUAACCGGUCGUCGUGCCAAGACCAUUUAUGAACAAGUCAAGUAAUUUGUUUGUAGAUAAAAAGUGAGAACAGGUGUAAGGACAGGGUUGGACUAGUUCAUUGUUUAUAUUAGGUUAUCUUGGCUUGAAUUUAUCCCUCCUGGAACUACAGUGGUCUCUAACCUGUGGUUCAAAAGUGGUUGCAAGAUGACACCCCCCAUUAUGCAUUGACAUUUACAUGCUAUCAGAGCAUGUUUGGAAUUGUAAUUUUGCAACUGCUGGGAAGCUAUAGGAUGGAGAUCACUGGACCAUACUAAGUAGACCUGGUAAUAUAAAUCAUUCCUGUAAGCAAGCAUGUUCAGCCUUUGACAGUAAUGUUUUUGGUUGAACUACAAUGCACUUUGGAAACACGGACAUUGGUGAUGCAAUAGGCACCAUAUGAUGUCUCUAAUUGGUUGUCAACAUAAAAUGUCUGCCUCUGCUAUGUGUAUGCAUGAGAUGGAUAGUAGCCCGUUGUAGGAUCCAGACAUUUUAGAAAGUGUCUGGAAGAGUUAAUAUGAUGUCACUAUCUUUGGGUGACAUGUUACGGACCUAAUGGAUGCGCUAAAACUCUAUAUCCCUGGAAUGUGAACUGAACUGAACUAACAUUAAGAUGCUGAAAUAGAAUUUUAUCACUGUGAAAUGGCUCAGGUUGUGUGGCAGAGAGACCUUCCUGGCCAUGUCUUCAAAUAUAUUUGUCCCAUACUUAUAAAAAGUAGCCUUUUAUUUAGGUACUCCAUAAUUCCUGCUGUUAUGUGGAUACAUGCCUCUUCUAGUUGCAGGUAGGACCCUGCCUAUCUUGACUUAUGUAGCUAGCUACUUGAGUGAAGCCUAAAAGAUAUAUGUAACUCAUUACUAGUAACCAGAGCCCAGGACCAAACUAAUACCAGAUUGGUGGGAAAUGGACUAGACCCCUAUGGCUCUGUUAAACUUCUCAAGUGUCUUGAUCAGUAGUUUGUUGAGGGUUUAAUCAACUUUAGCGGUUACUGGGAAAUCCAAAAGAUGGACCCUCCUGUAAUAAAUGAAGGGUGAACCUAGCACCAUGCAGAAGACCAAUCCACCACAUAAGCAUGUGCUCUGAAGGAUGUGUGUGCAUCACUAAAGGGGUUGAGGGAAAUUAUUUCCAGAAACAGCACCACGUCAGGCACAAUCUUGUCUGGUAUUGCAGUUGACUACCAGACACAUGAAGAAGAGUGGCGCGAAUCAUCUUGUGCAACCAUUUAUUGGAGGUCAUUUUCUGAAUUGUUUCAUAAACUUGCCUAGAUCCUGCAUGAAAUGGAAAAUGAUGCACUUUUGCAAUGUAAUGGGUCUCACGUCUAGAUGAGCUAUACUUCAGAUAUGUGCCAAUAAUGUCUUGUUUCCACACUUCUGCAGAUGAGGAAACGGCUAAGAUUCCCAGUUUGUUACUCAUUCAGUGUUAGAGAAAAGUGGUGCUCACGUGUAUGGUGAUGUUUUUACCGUUGCUGUUAGGAUACAGGUUUCUGAUCCAGGUAUAUGUACACUUGGGUUGUACAGUUAGGGGAUGUUCACACGAUUAAAUCUAUUGUAGAUUCCAUAGUGGAAAAUGCCGUGGUUUUCUGCCAUGGAUUCUGCUAUCAAAACGCCACCAACAGCCUCCCAUUGACUUCAGUUGAGGAAAAAAACACCAUGUGCAGAUGGCACAUUUUUUGCCACUAAUUUCAAAUCCACUUCAGAAGUGGCAUGUUUCUUGUUAGACGUGGAUUGAUAGUGGUUUUUGCAGUGAAGCCAAUGGGGAAGCAGAAAAUAUGCUAGCGGUUUUAGCAGCGUUUGUGCCACCAGAAAUGCUUCUGGAUUACCCCAGCCAAACUGGAUAAAAAAAAACUGUGGCAAAAACGCUUCUAAAACUUCUUCUAAAAAUUCAUCCAAAUCUUCAACAAAAAACUCUUCUAAAACGCAUGUAAAAACUCUAAAACUGCCGUCAAAUUAGAAAUCGGCCACCAAGAAUGACCUGUUUUCAGCUACAUCGGCUGCUGAUCUGCUAUUGAUUUUUCUUCUGCAGAUUUUGUUGUGUGAACAUAGCAUUACACUAGUUUCAUAUAGGACACAUGAAAACUGGAUCUGCCUUAAUAAUGCAAUAAGGGUCAAUGGUUGCCAGCUCACAUUGACCCUUCUGAAUAAGAGUAUGUUAUGUAGAGGUUUUGGAUCUAUGUAUACAGCCACUAUUGGAAGUAAUGCAAGGUUUGUGGUCAGUCAUUGCUGGGUCAUAUGUGUGGCUUGGUAUUUGCUGUUACUAUAUGUGCCUGCAUCUUGCCAUCUCCAGCCCAGGGCUGGACUUUCCUUCCAGCUUGGAACUUAAAAGUCCAAAAACGACGGGACUUAUUAGGUCCAGCAGAGGACAAUCCCUUAUAAGUGGGUGAAUGUCACUUUCUGCUCAGAUUUAUCACUUGCUUGCAAGGCUAGAGGCUGGUACUUCAUGUACGUGGGCCCAUGAGCAACCAAGUUAUAGUUGGCCUCCUGUCAACCGCCAUUAAACAUGUUGACAGAGUAACAUGGGCCAACCCAAAUGCCAUGAGCCCUGACAUCUCGCAGGAGUGACAUGGGGCCAACCUAAAGACUGUGAACCCUGACAUCUACCCUGGCUUUGAGAAUAAUUUCCUCUGCUGUUACCCAUAAUCAACAUUAUAAUUGCACUAUUUUAAUCGGAAGCCAAAUCCAAGAAAUGUUGACCUAUUCUAGAACUUCUUAGGCCUCUUUCACACAGGCGAGAUUUCCACGCAGGUGCAAUACGUGAGGUGAACGCAUUGCACACGCACUGAAUCCAGACCCAUUCAUUUUUAUGGGGCUGUGUACA
Messenger RNA from Bufo gargarizans (Asiatic toad), 5101 nucleotides. Its product is annotated as cyclin-dependent kinase 5 activator 1-like. The transcript has 2 exons. The record is from RefSeq and is a predicted model, not a curated record. NCBI's taxonomy places the organism in Eukaryota, Metazoa, Chordata, Amphibia, Anura, Bufonidae. Gene Ontology annotation, cellular component: protein kinase 5 complex; cytoplasm. The coding region runs from base 549 to 1427 and encodes 292 amino acids. Gene Ontology annotation, biological process: activation of protein kinase activity; brain development; positive regulation of cyclin-dependent protein serine/threonine kinase activity. Gene Ontology annotation, molecular function: protein kinase binding; cyclin-dependent protein serine/threonine kinase activator activity.